Pan troglodytes (chimpanzee) is the source of this 2656-nucleotide messenger RNA. It is a transcript of the gene NHLH2, whose product is annotated as nescient helix-loop-helix 2. The transcript is spliced from 3 exons. Gene Ontology annotation, biological process: regulation of transcription by RNA polymerase II. The coding region runs from base 643 to 1050 and encodes 135 amino acids. Gene Ontology annotation, molecular function: DNA-binding transcription factor activity, RNA polymerase II-specific; protein dimerization activity; RNA polymerase II cis-regulatory region sequence-specific DNA binding. The record is from RefSeq and is a predicted model, not a curated record. NCBI's taxonomy places the organism in Eukaryota, Metazoa, Chordata, Mammalia, Primates, Hominidae.
UCCAAUUAAGUGACUCAUGUCCAGGUUUCUGUCCAAUAGGAUUUCCCAUUAAAUAUCAAUUUAGGGGAAAAAAAUUCCAUCCCCCUUCCUAAGCCUUUAUCUCUUCCACCAUCUCCAGGCUGAAUCAAUUGGUACCAGGAGAGCCCAGAAGCCACACACGCAUCUCUGCCUCUUUGCUCUGGCUCUCCCACCCUCUUCCCGUCUUUCUCUGCUUCCUUGUCACUGUUACUCCAGGAGACGUUCACUUUUCACCAACCUUUCUCCAAGCAUCUCCAAGCCACUGACUAUAUAUAUUUUGCUACAAGAGACCUAGAAGAGGAAAAAAGGCACGAGACUUUUCAACACAUCGUUUAAAAAAAUCAUCAACGAAUUUCUUGAAAUGUUUGAGAACAAUUAAAAGGAAAAAGCGUUUUUUAAAAAAUCUAUCAACUAAGUGAACAAUCAUUCAUAUCGUCUACAUCCUGAGAUAUUAUUGUCCCUCGCUGCGGACACCAGCGAGAUGACAGCUGCUUUUUCAUUUUUGAAUGUAAUAAAUAUUUGCUGCUUUUAAUAUUUUCCGGAAUCUCCCCUCGCUAUUCCUUGGAAUUUUAACUCUAAAGAUUGGAGAACAGAUUAUCAAAAAGGCUUUUGCAAGCCUCCAAAAUGAUGCUGAGUCCGGACCAAGCAGCAGAUUCGGACCAUCCCAGCUCGGCGCACUCGGAUCCGGAGUCCCUGGGCGGCACGGACACCAAGGUGCUCGGCAGUGUGUCGGACCUGGAGCCGGUGGAGGAGGCCGAGGGCGACGGCAAGGGCGGCAGCCGGGCCGCGCUCUACCCGCACCCGCAGCAGCUGAGCCGCGAGGAGAAGCGCCGCCGCCGGCGCGCCACGGCCAAGUACCGCUCGGCCCACGCCACCCGCGAGCGCAUCCGCGUGGAAGCCUUCAACUUGGCCUUCGCCGAGCUCCGCAAAUUGCUGCCCACGCUGCCCCCGGACAAGAAGCUCUCCAAGAUCGAGAUCCUGCGCCUGGCCAUCUGCUACAUCUCCUAUCUCAACCACGUCCUGGACGUGUAGGGCGGGGUGCGCCGGGGGGGGCCGCCUGUCCCGGCGUCCGCGAAACGCUACGGAUCCGGACGGGCGCCGUCGAUCGGGUGGCGGAGGCUGCGGUGGCCCAGCGAGACGGCCGCCUCGAGAGACGGCCGGGGAAGAAGCUCGCUACCUGUUCUCUCUGGUCAGCAGGGCGACGAGGGAAGGUUUCCGACGCAGGCAGGUGGGGUUGUCUGGCGAGCCCGGGGGCUCGCAGGGGGGAUUUUCCAGGCCAGGAGAACCUCGUGGAGACACCCGAGAUGAGCCACUUCUGGGGCUCCCCAAGGGUUGUGGUUUUAACCCACUGGAGACUUUGAGUUCUCCUACAUUCAUACGCCACAAAUCUUAAUGUGUUGAAAGAAUGAGGGCAGAAGUUCAGAGUAUGCAGGCUCAUAACUUUAGGCUAUCUGGAAUUUUUCUAAUGGACAAAUCACCAAACACUGGGAAGGAGGAGAGAGGAGGGAUCUCUCCCAUAGAGAUGGAAGGCACAGAAAGGUGCGACUGGAAACUUUCCUUUCUGUUGUGAAAAUAAAGAUUAUAUUAGAAUCCAAAUAAACCCUGAAUAUUUAGUAAGUUUAAAAAGACAAAUUGAGAACAAGUAGACACACUGUGGGAGGAUCUGAGCUUGGUGAUAUUUUAUCCCCAAGAUAUGACACCAAGGUAGACAGGAAAAUCCAUAUUUAAAUGGAAACUUUAAUAUCUGAUUACUUUUGCAGGCGAAGUGCCCCUUUAUAUAUCCAAAAACAUCUAUUUGUGACCUUAAACAUGUGGACCCAUAGGUGCAGUUAGAAAAAGACAACCUAUUUUUAUUUAUGUUAGAAGGAGUAGAGUAUUUUUUUCAAGACAUUUAUUUUUCAGAGUGGUGAUACUUUUACUUUGGAUACUCUGUGCCAAUUUAUUUAUAGUCAAGUGUUUACACUUUUUCCUGUGGAAUAAUUAUGUCUAACUUUUUACGUGUUUGUUGAGAUUAUACUGUGGUCUUUCUUUCUGCUCUAAUUAUAUUGCACUUGUAUAACAAAUUUCCCACUUCUCCCUGUUUCUAAACAUAUUUUAUAUAUUAAGAUGUUUGUUCUUGAAAGGUUCUUUUGUUGUGAGAUCAGCAACACUAGCACUUCACUAUUAUAGUUUUUUAAAAAGUGUAUUAUUCUUAUCUGUAGUUAUGUCUGAGAAGUCCUUUACAAGCUGUUUAUAAGGAGAGUAGCUUCUUUCUGUGUGUGAUGUUUGUGCGUGUGAUGAAUUUAGCAAAUUAAGUUAUUUUCCUAAAAAAAAAGAAAAAAAGAAUUCAGAACUACUUUCCUCUGUGACACCAAAAAGAAAAGUCUAUAACCUGAAAAUGUUUCAUGUUCUCUGCUGUGAAACUCUUAAAACAAGGAGUGUAUUUUAGAGACAAGGGAAAAAAACCACAUCUGCUAUCCAAAGAUUUUAGUCUUUUUCAGGGUUUUUUUGUGUCUCUGUUGCUUUAUAUAAUGCAAUAUUUUGUAGUGAAAAUAGAUAUAAUCUGGUUUCUAUCUGACGAGUUUUUCAUAUCUCAUGAAUGGUGCGCUGUUUUGCAUAUAAAUAAAGGUAUCAAAUAAAGUCCUCUCUUUUAUUUUAA